Molecule: messenger RNA, 2739 nt
Organism: Rhodamnia argentea
Lineage: Eukaryota; Viridiplantae; Streptophyta; Magnoliopsida; Myrtales; Myrtaceae
Product: ABC transporter B family member 25, mitochondrial
Exons: 20
Coding region: 67-2256 (729 amino acids)
Biological process (GO): intracellular iron ion homeostasis; transmembrane transport
Cellular component (GO): mitochondrial inner membrane
Molecular function (GO): ATP hydrolysis activity; ABC-type transporter activity; ATP binding
Source: RefSeq, a predicted model, not a curated record
CUGCUCAAUCUGUCGACUCUGUAGUGUUGAUUUUUUGUGUAUGAGGCUUUGGGCGAUCCAAGAAGAAUGCUGGGCGUGAGGUGCCUGAGAGCUGGAGCGGUGAUGCUUCUCCGCCGCAGCCGGGGAUUUCAGUCCCACCCUUCCCUUCUCUUCCUCCAUAGCUGUUCAGUCACCGGUGGUGAUCGCUUGCCUGUGAGGAGAAGACAAGACGCCCCCAAUUCCCGGAGUGCCAAGGGAAGUGGCCUCCUCCACAUUCACGCCUUCCUUUCUGAUCCUUCCCUCCCCAGACCUCCUCCCGAUGCACUCUUUCCAGUGCUAAGCGGCCGCGCAUUAUACUCGACGUCAACUUCCGAGCCCGGGAAAGUCUCGACCCAGAACCGGCCAACACCAACACCAGCCAAUAAAAAUGGAAACCAAGUCCCUGAUAUGAAAAUUUUUCGCACUCUUGCCACUUACCUGUGGAUGAAAGAUAACCUCGAGUUCCGUCUCAGGGUUGUGGCUGCCUUGGGUUUCUUAGUCGGCGCCAAGGUCCUCAACGUCCAGGUGCCCUUUCUCUUUAAGCUGGCUGUUGAUUGGUUGACCACCUCCUCUGGAAAUGCUGCUGCUUUUGCUUCCUUUGCCACCAAUAACUCCACUGCUUUAGCUCUCUUUGCCACGCCAGCUUCCGUCUUAUUGGGAUACGGUAUCGCGCGCUCUGGGGCAUCUGCUUUCAACGAGUUAAGAACUGCUGUCUUUUCUAAAGUUGCAUUGAGGACAAUCCGAUCAGUUUCCAGGAAGGUGUUUUCGCAUCUUCAUGACCUUGAUCUCCAAUACCACCUCAGUCGAGAAACAGGUGCACUGAACAGAAUUAUUGAUCGCGGAAGCCGAGCAAUAAACUUCAUUCUCUCCUCUAUGGUGUUCAAUGUAGUACCCACUAUUUUGGAGAUAUCAAUGGUAGCAGGCAUUCUGGCAUACAAAUUUGGAGCACCAUUUGCUUGGAUCACAUCACUUUCUGUUGCUGCUUAUAUUGUCUUCACAUUAAUUGUGACACAGUGGAGGACAAAAUUUCGGAAACUCAUGAAUAAGGCUGACAAUGAUGCAAGUACCAGAGCAAUCGAUUCGCUUAUUAAUUAUGAGACUGUCAAAUAUUUCAAUAAUGAAGCCUAUGAAGUUGAGAAGUAUGAUGAGUUCUUAGAAAGAUAUGAAGCUGCUGCACUGAAAACACAACAAAGCCUUGCAGUUUUAAACUUUGGGCAAAAUGUAAUCUUCAGCACAGCUUUGUCAGUGGCGAUGGUUCUGUGUUCGCACGGGAUAAUGGAUGGCAAGAUGACAGUUGGUGAUCUGGUUAUGGUUAAUGGGCUUCUCUUCCAACUUUCUCUCCCUCUCAAUUUUCUAGGUAGUGUGUAUCGUGAAACUGUACAGAGCCUUGUUGAUAUGAAGUCCAUGUUUCAGUUAUUGGAGGAGAGGGCUGAAAUUAGAGAUAAGGUGGAUGCAAAGCCCUUGAAAUUAAAUGGAGGUAGCAUUAAGUUUGAUAGCGUUCAUUUCAGUUACCUGCCAGAGCGAAAAAUACUUAACGGUGUAUCAUUUGAAGUUCCUGCUGGAAAGAGCGUUGCUGUUGUUGGGACAAGUGGUAGUGGCAAGUCAACCAUUCUUAGAUUGCUCUUCAGAUUUUUUGAUGCUCAUUCUGGAUGUAUAAGGAUUGAUGGUGAAGACAUCCGGGAUGUGACCCUAGAAAGUCUACGAAAGUCUCUUGGUGUAGUUCCACAAGAUACAGUACUUUUCAAUGAUACAAUAUAUCACAACAUCCAUUAUGGACGCCUUUCAGCAACAGAAGAGGAGGUUUACGAUGCUGCACGACGUGCAGUUAUUCAUGAGACAGUUAUGCGAUUCCCCGAGAAAUAUUCAACUGUGGUAGGAGAACGAGGUCUUAAGCUGAGUGGUGGUGAAAAACAGCGGGUUGCACUUGCUCGUGCUUUCCUGAAGGACCCGACAAUUUUGCUGUGUGAUGAGGCAACUAGUGCACUUGACAGCACGACAGAAGCAGAGAUAUUAAAUGCAUUGAAGUCACUUGCUAACAAUAGAACUGCAAUAUUCAUCGCUCACCGGCUUACAACAGCAAUGCAAUGUGAUGAGAUUGUAGUUCUAGAAAAUGGGAAGGUUGUCGAACAGGGAAGACAUGAAGAUCUUUUGUUGAAAGCUGGAAGAUAUGCUCAACUAUGGGGGCAGCAGAACAACACGAUGGAUGCAAUUGAUGCAGCUAUCAAAUUGAAGGAGUAAGGUACUUUUCAGGAUUCAUGCAUUUGUUUGUCUUGUGCUGGAAGUCCCAGGGGAUUGGCUGCGGCAUCUCAUUAAAGCGAAGUUUCAUCAGCCAUGCCUAUUAGAUUAAAUUGGGGUUAUAUAAAUGUUGAGCUGAUGGGUCUUGGUUCGGCCAUGGGCAUCUGGCUUGGCUGUAAUAGCAUUACUGGAGUUAUAUCGGUUUGUUCGAUGGCCUGAAAUGUGAAAAUAUUGGGAAACUGCAAUCAUGACAGGUUCUCUCAAGCUUUUAGCAAAAGUUUGGCAGAGGAUGGAGGGCACCUAACAGUUGUCUUUCGAUUUGACUAUAGUUUCAGUGAGAUUGCACAGUCGAUGCAAGUAGAUACUCUUUUGUUGAGUUUUAUCUCUGACGUACGAUUUUGUCAGUUUGUACUUUCUCAUUCAUCAAAGAUUUUUUUCUGUGUAGACGAGAUUGUAUUCUUGAAGUUGAUGCUUCCUUUACUAGCU